AUGGCUCGUAAGCAUAAGGGCCAAUCCCUUAACGACUGCCCCAAGGACCUUAACGACAUCCCGUACAUCCGCUGGAUGAACCAACAGAUCGCUAACGGCCGUCAUCCUACCGGCUUAUCCGCUCCGCCCGCGCCUGACGAGCAGGGUUCUAGUGCACCGUCACCCAGCGCCGGUCCGUCACGUGUGUGCCGCCAGCCGCCUCGAACCGGUGCAACAAUUCGGCCCGUCGUCGAGAAGUUCGUGGAUGACGACGAUGAGGAAGACGCCGAAGAAGCCGACGGCAGUGACGAGGAGAACGAAGAGCCUGAGGAUACGGGGAUGUCCCCGUCAGACGACGAGGGAGACGAUGACGACGCCGACGACGACGCGGAGGAGGAAGUGCAACCUGUGACUCAGCCGCCAAAACGGAGCGCCCCUCGUGUUUCUGCCGCUGAUAAAGGCAAAGGCAAGGCGGCUGCACCACCGCCACGACAGGAGCCCCUGAAGAAGCGGUUGGCUGCCCCGGUAGAGAGGGGCAUGUGGUCGGACAAGGAAAGCACCAUCUUCGCCGCGGCGCGUUGGUUCACUAAGGAAGAACUUGAGCCGCUUAAGGGCAAGCAGGGGACGCAGUACUGGGUGCGCCUUCUCGCGCACAUCAAGGAGUCGAACCCCGGGAUCACACAGCAAGCGGCCCCGGCAAGAAUGCGCCAUAACCUGCAAUCAUUGCGCCCGUUGAAGAGGCGCCAUCUUCCUUUGAAGGCGCCGAUGCACCUCUCCACCGCCAUGCGCGUAGCGCUCUGGCAGUAG
Closterium sp. NIES-65 is the source of this 786-nucleotide messenger RNA. Lineage: Eukaryota; Viridiplantae; Streptophyta; Zygnematophyceae; Desmidiales; Closteriaceae. The record is from the annotation of a GenBank genome assembly.